Penaeus monodon (black tiger shrimp) is the source of this 416-nucleotide messenger RNA. RefSeq lists its product as uncharacterized. The coding region runs from base 111 to 365 and encodes 84 amino acids. The transcript has 3 exons. Lineage: Eukaryota; Metazoa; Arthropoda; Malacostraca; Decapoda; Penaeidae. The record is from RefSeq and is a predicted model, not a curated record.
CUUAUGUCUUUGUCAGAUAUUGAUAUCAGUAUUAUUUAUAUUAGUCUACUUUUACAGAUCCUAGAAGAGGAAAGAGACUUCCCAAGAGAUGGUAUGUUCCCCCAGUAGCCAUGCAGUAUGAUCAAAAACACAUGCCGGCAGAGUGGGACGCAUGGUUAAGAAAUCGCCGUGCAGAGCCCCCAAGUGAAACAGAAUUAAAAGAUAACUUAACCCUUUCUAUAACGAAGAAAGAAAAUGCUGACAAACUAGCUUUGAGAGCAGGUAAAAAUCCUGAGGAAGUCCUUAAGCAUUCAGAUAUGUCCUCUUUUCCUGUCUAUGAUGAAUAUGAAGUCACUCCAGGAGAUGGAUCCAAAUUCAAAUCAUAAUCACUUACCAUUUCCAAUAUAUAGAUUUCAAAUAAAGGUAUUAGUACAUUU